GGAGCGGGCUCCUUCGCUUCCUUUUGACCUUUCACCCCAAGAUGGCGGCGCCCGUCGGUCCGCUGAAGUUUUGGAAGCCGGGGACAGAAGGACCUGGUGUCAGCCUUUCAGAGGAGAGACAGAGCGCUGGUGAAAGCUCUAGUGUUUCAGUGAUCUAUAAUCCGUAUGUUUCCCUUUCUAUUGAACAACAGAGGCAAAAACUACCAGUUUUUAAGCUUAGAAAUCACAUCCUUUAUCUGGUAGAAAAUUAUCAGACAUUGGUGAUUGUUGGAGAAACAGGAUGUGGGAAAAGCACUCAGAUUCCUCAAUAUCUAACAGAAGCUGGCUGGACUGCCGAAGGGAGAGUGGUGGGAGUAACACAACCUCGAAGAGUUGCUUGUGUUUCAAUCGCAGGCCGGGUAGCUGACGAAAGGGGUGCCUUGCUGGGUCAUGAAGUUGGGUACUGCAUACGAUUUGAUGAUUGUACUGAUCCACAAGCUACAAGGAUUAAGUUCCUGACGGAUGGAAUGCUGGUGAGAGAAAUGAUGGCUGAUCCAUUGCUAACAAGAUACAGUGUCAUCAUGUUGGAUGAAGCCCAUGAGAGGACCUUAUAUACAGAUAUUGCCAUUGGCUUAUUAAAAAAGGUUCAAAAGAAACGAGGAGACCUUCGCCUGAUUGUUGCAUCAGCUACACUGGAUGCAGAGAAAUUUAGGGAUUUCUUUAACCAAAAUGAGACCAGUGACCCAAGCAAAGAUACCAGCAUGAUCCUUACAGUGGAAGGGCGAACAUUUCCAGUGGAUGUCUUCUACAUUCAGAGGCGCAGACUUCAGUGGAGGAGGGCUUCGGGAACCUUCCCCCGUCCCCUUCUGCACCGGCCAGCUGGAGCAGACUUCAGACGAGUGCUACGGGGACUCGGUGGAAUCUUCAUGCUUUUCCUCCCCUGGAAUCUUAGUCCUUCCCUUCCCCCUCCACAGAAGGGAUAUGGGCAAACCUGGCAGCACCUUCAUGCCCUUUCUCCUCCUCCUCCACAGAAGGAGAUGGACAGUCCUGUUCCAGAUUAUGUGAAAUCAACUGUGGAAACCGUUAUGAAAAUUCAUCAGACAGAAGGUGAUGGGGAUAUACUGGCAUUUUUAACUGGCCAGGAGGAAGUGGAAACAGUUGUUUCUAUGCUGAUAGAACAGGCCCGGGUCCUUGCUCGCGCAGGGAUGAAAAGACACCUGCGAGUUCUUCCAAUGUAUGCAGGAUUACCUGCUACUGAGCAGAUGAAAGUGUUUGAGAGGGUAUCUCCCAACGUUAGAAAGGUGAUAGUGGCUACUAAUAUUGCAGAAACAUCCAUCACAAUCAAUGGGAUUUCAUUUGUGAUUGACUGUGGCUUUGUGAAACUCCGUGCAUAUAAUCCAAAAACAGCUAUUGAAUGCCUUGUGGUUGUCCCAGUAUCAAAGGCCUCGGCCAAUCAGAGAGCAGGCCGUGCAGGCCGGAACCGCUCAGGAAAAUGCUACAGACUUUACACAGAGGAAGACUUUGAGAAGUUGCCACAGUCCACCAUUCCAGAGAUGCAGCGCAGUAACCUGGCACCAGUCAUCCUGCAGCUCAAGGCUUUAGGAAUUGACAAUGUGCUUAGAUUUCCUUUCCUCUCGCCUCCACCUGCUCAGUCAAUGGUGCAAGCUUUGGAGCUGCUCUAUGCAUUAGGAGGGCUUGAUAAAUAUUGCCGCCUCACGGAACCUCUUGGAAUUAGGAUAGCCGAGUUUCCUUUGAACCCCAUGUUUGCAAAGAUGCUCCUCGAAUCAGGGAAUUUUGGCUGCUCACAGGAGAUCCUGAGCAUUGCAGCCAUGAUGCAGAUACAGAAUAUAUUUAUGAUUCCUCCAAACCAAAAGACACAAGCUAUCAGAGAACACAGAAAAUUUGCUGUGGAGGAAGGCGACCAUCUCACUAUGCUUAAUGCGUAUGAAGCCUUUAUAAAACACAACAAGAGUUCCCAGUGGUGUCAGGAUCACUUUCUGAAUUAUAAAGGUCUUGUCCGAGCCACAACUGUGAGAGAGCAGCUGAAAAAACUUCUUGUCAAGUUCAAAGUACCAAAAAAGUCCAGUGAAGGAGAUCCAGACCCUGUUCUAAGGUGUAUAGUUUCGGGAUUCUUUGCUAACGCAGCCAGAUUUCACUCUACCGGAGCAUACAGGACUAUUCGCGAUGACCACGAACUUUAUAUACACCCCACCUCAGUGUUAUAUGCAGAGAAGCCUCCUCGUUGGGUUGUCUACAAUGAAGUCAUGCAGACCUCAAAGUAUUACAUGCGAGACGUUACAGCAAUUGAAUCUGCUUGGCUAUUGGAACUGGCCCCUCACUUUUACCAGCAAGGAACGGUACGGACUCGGCAUAGCCUCCAAACGCACCUUUCCCUGAAAGCCAAAAGAACUAAAGUGGACGAUCACUGACUCGCCGCGGCUGUUGAACUUUGCAGCGCGAGAUGCAGAACCUGCCGCCAAUUUGAAACUGUGCUACUGUCCAUCCAACAAUUAGUUGAUUAGCAGCCGGACCCCACAUCAACUAUAACUGUUGAAAUGCCUGCCUGCCAGGAUCCUGUAGGGAUUUUUGCAUGACCAAUACAUUGUAACACUUAAGUAGAGCUUGCAUUGUGGAUAUUUUUUUAUCCCACAGUCUUACAUGUGAUGACCGCUCCUGUUCCCCAGGGCGAUUUUGCUCCUUUUAAACUAGGUACAGUAGUUUGAAACUAACAGUACAAAAGAAGACAUAACAAAAUUGUAGGGAAUUUCGCAAUAUGUGGAUAGCAGCACUUGAACCCCUUGGGGAGGAAAGGGGAGGGCGGGUGGGGAACGACACCCUCGGAAUGAGGAAGUGGCGCUCAGGAUCCUUUAGACCACUGUGAAAGCUGUUGGUCAUCCUAGACCUGCCUGCAAAUUGUAGGCAGAUUUGGGACCACAAGCAAAGCCUUGAAAUACCUUAAUGGGUUGCAAUGAAAACCUUGAAACUGUGAUUGUGCCUAACUGCUGUGAUUUUUCUUUCUUCUUUUUUGCUGUCAAGCAAUAGGUUUCUAAUACUUUACUGACUUUCCCUUCUUUUCUCAUUCACAUUUUUUUUCAUGAAUUGCUUUCAAGCUGAACCUGUUUCCAUAAACAUGAUGUCUUAACAUGCACCAAAGUUUCCCACCCACCCCAAAGUUUAGAGAGAAGUUUAAUUGGGCAGGAUGUACAUUAUGUUCACAAGCAAGGUUGGAUGCAAGUUGCUUGCCUUUUUGUUUCAGAACGAGAAAUGACUUGAGGGGCAGCCUCUUGCAGAAAUAAUCUGGUUGUAUUACUAACUUUUUUUGAUCCUGUGGAUGUUGAAAAACUGCUGUGCUAGAUCUGUAGUCUUGCAAAUCUUGCUUUGGAGCGAGAGUCAUGAUUGCCACCACAAAUCAGACAGUUGGCAGUUGUAUAUUUUAAAAGUAUAAACCUCUUUGCAGCCUGGAAGCCAUCAAAGUAACAUAUAACAAAAUCAGUGGGGUGGGGUGGGGUGAGCCCGCAGAAAAAAAGUGUUGGUGGGGGCGUACCAUCAUUAGACAGACACAGGAGGACCAUCUUGAGAGGAAGUUCUCUUUUGUUCUCCAGACUGCGGAGGAAGAAGUUGAAGAGGUGCCUUUCACCAGGAAGCCGGACAGUGGCAGGGCCACUUGGACCUCCACUGAGUGUCCUGAAGAUGUAAAGGUAAAGGGACCCCUGACUAUUAGGUCCAGUCGUGACCGACUCUGGGGUUGCGGCGCUCAUCUCGUGUUAUUGGCCGAGGGAGCCGGCGUACAGCUUCCAGGUCAUGUGGCCAGCAUGACAAAGCUGCUUCUGGCGGACCAGAGCAGCUCAUGGAAACGCCGUUUACCUUCCCGCCAGAGCGGUACCUAUUUAUCUACUUGCACUUUGACGUGCUUUUGAACUGCUAGGUGGGCAGGAGCGGGGACCGAGCAAUAGGAGUUCACCCCGUCGCAGGGAUUUGAAUCGCCGACCUGAUCAGCAAGCCCUAGGCUUUGUGGUUUAACCCACAGUGCCACUUCCUGUUAUUUCCAAACAAAAAACCCCACACCAUUCCUUAUUCUGCUUCUGAUGUCACUACAGUAUAAGAUUGAAAUAUGAUCUAUGAGGAGAAGUUGGGUCUUCUCAUCUUCUUAUGCUUCUUAAUCCCUUUCCUUGAGUGCAAAUUCCACUUGCUUCCAUCUUGCAUAGAGGUAAUAUCUGAUUAGAAUGAGUUCCCAGCUUGCAAUUUGUACAACUGACCCGUUUUCAGGGAAAGUUCCUGUUGCUAUGUGAGCUAGUGAAAUCUAUCUGAUGGUGCUGCCUUUAGGUCAGUGAACGCCAUUGUGCUUCCAUGAACCCUGGAAAAGAAAUGCAUAUAGCAUACAUGGUGAACUUAGCAGCUGUUAUGACUACCUUCCUCAAAGGCGAAGUGUGGUCUGUGUAGCAUGCACUGGUUAAACUGCAGUUGCUGCCUUCCCACACAAAAACCCCUUUGUUGCAUCAGCAAUAUAGUUUCAGAUAAGUAAAUAUUUAUUUUCACAUAACAUUUAAUUUACAGUGAUGUGGUUUCAAUGUGUGGGUUUGGUUUUAGAACAUUGGGUUGUUGUUGUUUUUGAAUGCCUUGUUCCUUCCCCUCUUUUUAAAACGUGUAAAUGACAGCAUUUUAUUUAUUUUUUUACUCAGAAUAAGGGUCUUCCUUGCCCUGGAUGUGCAUUAAGAGCCACUUUUUCAGAUCUUCCCUCCCAUUCUGCUCCCCACAAACUUGCAAAGAAGCUUGUUCUGUCAGAAUGUGGUCCACUCAGUGUCUUUGUGCUGUAUAUAUUAGCUUAACAAAAUUUCAUUCCCACCCCUGGAAUUCUGAUGCAACUGGGUUUUUCCCUCUCUUUCUCUCUCUCCGUAUGUGAACUCUGUAGAGCCGGGGUUGUCUUAUUAUUUUUAUGUACUGCGUGGUGUCCAGAAUAUUGUUGACGCUCCGUUAUGGGCAUCUGAACUUGUAUCUAAAAGCUGUUUUCCCUUUCAAGGAGCUUACAAAGACCCAGAUACAAAGUGUGUAAAUUUCCGUCCUGCUUUGUCCUCUGGUAUCAUACUUUAUAGAGAAAAUAAAUAAAUAAAUAAAUAAAUAAAGCAAGCUGUGGAAUUAAGAAAUACUGGAUUGUUGCGCCUAUUAAUGCUUAUUAAGUUGUGGAACCUCUUAAGUUAAUUACGUAUCUGCAUCACUUAGUAAGACUUCGUUUUACAGGUGAAACUCGGAAAAUUAGAAUAUCGUCGAAAAGUGCAUUUAUUUCAGUAAUGCAACUUAUUAUUUUUUACAAAUGCUUUCUUUUGGAAUUUCCACAGUAAUAAAACAAAUAGUUGCAAUAAUACAAUAAUAAACAAAAAUAAACAUCGCUAUUACAUUUCAUUAAUUACAUUCCAUUUAUAAUUGACCCGCCUA
This is a messenger RNA of Zootoca vivipara (common lizard), 5409 nucleotides long. RefSeq names its product DEAH-box helicase 35 (gene DHX35). Gene Ontology annotation, molecular function: RNA binding; helicase activity. Lineage: Eukaryota; Metazoa; Chordata; Lepidosauria; Squamata; Lacertidae. Gene Ontology annotation, cellular component: catalytic step 2 spliceosome; intracellular anatomical structure. The record is from RefSeq and is a predicted model, not a curated record.